GUGUGUAGAAUACGGGUCAGAACACGCCAUUAUGUAAUCCAAAAAUGGUAGCUAGGAGCAGUGCACUGAAAGAAAAUCCAAUAGUAACAAAAGUUCUUCUUGAUAACUUAGAGUGUCAUGCCACACUAAGUAACUAAGUAUAGAAUAUGGGAGGUUUGUUUUCUAAAAAAAAGGCUGAUCAUCCAAAGCAACAACCAAACAGGAUAACAGAACAAGAUAAAGCUGUACUGUCACUAAAGCAACAAAGAGAUAAGUUGAAACAAUACCAAAAAAAGAUAAAUCUUAACCUUGAAAAGGAACGACAGGUUGCUAAAAGUUUGCUAAAGGAUGGCAAGAAAGAAAAAGCAAAGCUUCUGCUUAAGAAGAAACACUAUCAAGAGAAUCUUCUGAAGAAAACAGAUGAUUCAUUGGAAGCUAUUGAUAAAUUGAUUCACGAGGUCGAAUUCGCACAAGUCGAAAUGAAAGUUGUCGAAGGCCUAAAACAAGGUAACGAAGCACUGAAGAAACUGCACGAGGUGAUGACAUUGGAAGAUGUUGAGAAAAUAAUGGACGACACAAAAGAAGCUGUUGAGUACCAAAACGAAAUCGAUGCGUUGAUAGGUGGCGGUUUAACAGACGAAGAUGAAGAAGAUAUUCUAGCUGAACUGGAAGAGUUGACGAAGGAUGUGGAGUUACCAUCCGUUCCGGAGCAUGAAUUAACGAACGUUGACGACCAACUUCCAGACGUACCAGUGCAAGAACCAGUUAAAAAAGCAGUGAAAAGAGAAGCUGUUGCAGCGACCUAAUUUUCUUGGAAUAACGUUACAAUUGGUUGGGCAAGUCUUCGUCAUAAAUGCGCUUCAAUUACUGCUUGUAGAAUAUAGUGAAAUGUAGUGUUUUUAAACGCUUUUAUGAAGGUGAACUGUCGGAAAAGCUCUUUGAUAACAAUAUAGCUUCCAUAUUUACAAAAGUUUCGUGAAAUUGAAUUGGCUUUGUUACAUUGUAAAUGCAGUAAUUUAACAACUUGUUUAUUUUGGUAUACUUAGCUUUUUCAAUGAAAUUCUGUAUAUAUAUUCAAUUAAAUAUUUUUUUUAGUUUCAUAA
Molecule: messenger RNA, 1082 nt
Organism: Hydractinia symbiolongicarpus
Lineage: Eukaryota; Metazoa; Cnidaria; Hydrozoa; Anthoathecata; Hydractiniidae
Product: charged multivesicular body protein 6-A-like
Exons: 10
Coding region: 147-785 (212 amino acids)
Biological process (GO): vesicle budding from membrane; late endosome to vacuole transport via multivesicular body sorting pathway
Cellular component (GO): multivesicular body; ESCRT III complex
Source: RefSeq, a predicted model, not a curated record